AUGAGGACAAAUCCUGGUUCAACAGUAAAGAUAUAUGUGAAUGUCAUGCUUGAUUCCACUACUUACUUUUCUAAAAUGUAUGUUUGUUUUAAGGGUGUGAAGGAUGGUUGGAUUGUAGCAUGUAGGAGGGUAAUAGGGGUAGAUGGUUGUUUUUUAAAGGGUAUAUGUAGAGCCCAACUGUUAGUAGCUAUGAGUAGGGAUGCAAACAACAACAUCUUCCUUAUUGCAUGGGUUGUGGUGGAAGUUGAAAAUAAGGAAACAUGGAAGUGGUUUCUUGACCUCCUUCUGGAUGACAUUGAAAUGGGAAUUGGUCAUGGAUUGACCCUCAUAUCAGACCAACACAAGGGAUUAAUAGAGACUGUCAAAGAAAGGGUUCCAACAGCAGAGCAUAGACAAUGUGCUAGGCACAUCUAUGCUAACUUCAAGAAAAGAUUCAAAGGUGAACAAUAUAGGAAGUUGUUUUGGGCAGCAGUUGCUAGUACUACUCAACCUAAAUUUGAGGCAGAAAUGAAUUCCAUAAAAAAAAUUGACCCUUUGGCUUAUGAACACCUCAUGGAAAGGGACCCUAAAAGUUGGUGCAGAGCAUUCUUUGGAGUGGAUAGGGUUUGUGAUGCUUAUGAGAAUGGCAUAUUAGAAAGUUUAAACUCUAUUAUUGAUUUGGUUAGGAAGAGGCCACUUAUCACCAUGUUGGAAGAGAUAAGGAUUUAUGCAAUGGAGAUGAUGUAUAAAAUGUUGAUAGAGGGACAAAGUUGGGGGAAUUUAAAAAUAUGUCCAUCUAUAAGGUUGAAGAUAUCAAAGCUAAAGAAACAGAAAAGGAUUGGAAAUGAUGGAUAUGCUGUGGACCUUAACAACAACACAUGUGGAUGUAGAUCUUGGCAGGUAUCAGGUAUCCCAUGUGUGCAUGCAGUGGCAGCCAUUUCAUACCUCAACAGAAAUGCAGAGGAUUAUGUUGCACCAUGGUUCCAUACAACCAUGUUCUUGACUUGCUACAACCAUACCAUUAAUCCACUUAAUGGUAGUUCCAUGUGGCCUGAAGUUACAUACAUGAAGCCAUUGCCUCCCAAAAAAAGAAGUUUACCAGGAAGGCCAACCAUUAAAAGGAAAAAGGAUCAAUUCGAGAGGGAAAGCCAGGGGAAAAUAAGGCAUACUAUCUCAAAAGCAGGUGCAGUUAUGAGAUGCACCAUUUGUAUAGAAACAGGCCACAAUAGAUCAACAUUUCCUACAAGACCAAAAGAUGCAGCAUCCAAUUCACUGCCAAAAAAGAAGAAAGCUAAUAAAUGUAAAACAGAUAAAGGUACUGUGGAACCAGUUCAAGUAGAUCCAAUUCAAGUGGAAGCUCCUGCACAACCAGAUGAUGAUGUUCAAGUAGAUCUAAUUCAAGUGGAAGCUCCCGCUCUACAUGUUGAUGUUCAUGUAGAUGAUCUUGUUAAUGAUGUCCCUGCUCAACAUGUUGAUGUUCAUGUAGAUGAUCUUGUUAAUGGUGCCUCUGCUCAACCUGAUAACUGGGAAGAGGACAUGAAAAUACUCAGAAAGAAUUACCAAGAUUGGGUUGAGGAGAAAUGUUUUGAAGAAAUAAGGAAGCAUUGA
Molecule: messenger RNA, 1587 nt
Organism: Lactuca sativa (garden lettuce)
Lineage: Eukaryota; Viridiplantae; Streptophyta; Magnoliopsida; Asterales; Asteraceae
Molecular function (GO): zinc ion binding
Source: RefSeq, a predicted model, not a curated record